Fusarium graminearum PH-1 is the source of this 1422-nucleotide messenger RNA. RefSeq lists its product as uncharacterized. The record is from RefSeq and is a predicted model, not a curated record. The coding region runs from base 1 to 1422 and encodes 473 amino acids. The transcript is spliced from 2 exons. Lineage: Eukaryota; Fungi; Ascomycota; Sordariomycetes; Hypocreales; Nectriaceae.
AUGUCAGCCGUCCAAGUCUUGUUUAACGCAACUCCCAACAUCUCUAUAGCACCAGAGUCCAAACGCAGAGGGAGCUGGGUCCCCAUUAGGCGCAAAUCAGAAUGUCCACUUGACGUUUCCAUCGAUAGGCAUUUUGAAGCCAAGAUUUACACAUCAGGCUCUACCAUCACAGGAUCGGUCUCACUCUCACCUCAAACAAGUAUCACCGUCGAUGCAUUCGAAAUAGUAUUUACUGGCACCUCAUCCACCAUUGUCCAGAUGCUGCAUCAAGGGUCUACACCCAAAUCUUCUCAUAAAUUCCUUCUACUGAAAAUGCCAAUCCCCGAGAGUGCCCUACCAGAAAAUGGUGUGCUUGAGGCUGGCUUCACCUACCAGGUCCCAUUCUCAUUCGUUAUUCCCUAUCAACUUCCCAGCGCAGCUUGUAAACAUCGCGACCCGACAAUUCGGGAACGACACUUACACCUACCUCCAACCAUUGGAUCCUGGGAGCACGAUGACAUGGCGGUUCACACUAUCAAUAUCAAUUACGCCGUCGAGGCUCGUGGAUCGUUCCAGACAGGCAAAGGCAAAUCCAUGACCUUGGAGAGAACGCACCCGGUCAAAGUCAUGCCUUUUGUACCCGAGCAGCCUCCUCUGCAUAUUGUGCCUGGCAACCCUCGUUACAUACUCUCCCAAGAAAAGACAAUCCGAAAGGAUAUCCUUUCAUCCAAACUGGGCUUUAUCAGAGCGUCAACCGGCCAACCUGACUCUGUCAUCAUCACAUCCGAUAAACUUCAGCCCGCAGACUGCUCAUUGAACAUUGAUCUCGAAUUCUGGCCAAAUGGCAAGAAGGAACCACCAGAGAUAUAUGCUAAAUCAGCUGCCAUCAAAGCAUCCACGUACUACUCAACAGGGCAUAUGAGUUUCUUGCCCGACCAACACAACUUCCCCAGCGUGAUGCCAAACCCUAUUCUCAGUUUUGUUCUUGAUGAAGAUGCGACAGUCAGUUCAUCAUCCAAGCCUGCCUGGGUACAAACAUCCUCUUCACCAACACCUUCACCGUCAGUCUCUCGCAGAGGCUCGGAAAACCCAGACAUAGGUACUGAGCCAUCAAGAAUCACCUCCAGACGAGGCUCCAAGACCAGUGAUAUCAUGAGGUCAGAAGCGCCAAGAUAUACAGCCACACUGCCCAUUUCCAUUACGCUGCCAAGCCCCGAUAACAAGAUUUUACUUCCUACCUUUCAUUCCUGUCUCAUCAGCCGCACAUACGUACUUGAAGUAGUUUUGGCUUCGCGAGCCCACGGCUCAAGCUUUACGCUACGUCUCCCUUUGCAGAUCGCCGUUGAAGGACAAGGUGAAACUGGUGUCAACCAUGUACCAACCUAUGUUCAAGCGAAUCAAGAUCUUUUCGAUACCCUUCCUACUUACAAUAUCGGAUAUUGA